ACGUGCUUUGUCAUUCUACAAUCGUGCUUCAAGAGAAUGUGCGCUGAAAAUAUUGGAGAAAAUUUAUAAAAACGUGACAUCAGCGUUUUAGUAAACCAAACUCUUAGCCUGCGAACCUCCUCGUUCCCACAUCGCUUAAUCGCAGAUUUUUGGAAUUCGAUCCCAAAGAAAUUGAAAUCAAAGACUUCUGGAGUAUUGAUAAUAAUCUGAGAGCCAUGAAAAUCUGGAGAGAUGCAGGACUUACUUACAUCCAUUAUUCCAACAUUGCUGCCCGAGUGGUACGCGAAUCCCUCCGAGCGGAACUACGUGCAGAUGCUGCUAAGAGAGACAUAAGCCAUGUGACGUUCACUCCUUGGGUCAACGGAAAGCCAAAGCCCCGUAAGAAGGAAGGAUCCAAGUCUUAGAUGCUCUUGUGGUCCAUCAAACAUCUGUAUAUGCUGUCAUGGUUCUAUAAAACCAAAACUGCAAAUAUUCCAAUAAAUUGUGGAAGAUCUUA
Molecule: messenger RNA, 496 nt
Organism: Drosophila elegans
Lineage: Eukaryota; Metazoa; Arthropoda; Insecta; Diptera; Drosophilidae
Gene: ATPsynepsilonL
Product: protein stunted
Exons: 2
Coding region: 216-404 (62 amino acids)
Biological process (GO): proton motive force-driven mitochondrial ATP synthesis
Cellular component (GO): mitochondrial inner membrane
Molecular function (GO): proton-transporting ATP synthase activity, rotational mechanism
Source: RefSeq, a predicted model, not a curated record